Chelmon rostratus (copperband butterflyfish) is the source of this 1977-nucleotide messenger RNA. RefSeq names its product keratocan (gene kera). NCBI's taxonomy places the organism in Eukaryota, Metazoa, Chordata, Actinopteri, Chaetodontiformes, Chaetodontidae. The coding region runs from base 75 to 1151 and encodes 358 amino acids. Gene Ontology annotation, molecular function: protein binding. The record is from RefSeq and is a predicted model, not a curated record. The transcript has 3 exons.
GAGCCACUGACGCUGUGGACAAUCAUCAAAGCUAACCAUUGGAGAAGCAGAGGAACCAAACCUCACCUGGCUGCAUGCAGACCACUCACAACAGUUGGAGAAGCAGGUCAGGCAGUGAAAUGGCACUUCUCCUGAGUCUUCUCUGCAUCCUGUGCCUGGUUGGGGUAGGUACAGGCCAGGACAUGCCUUAUGAGGAAUAUAUGGCCCAGAUCCAAGCCUGCCCUAAAGAGUGUCGCUGCCCACCCAACUUCCCUCGUGCUGUCUACUGUGAUAAUAAAGGCCUGAAGAGCAUUCCCAGAAUCCCGCCACACACAUGGUAUCUUUACCUGCAGAACAAUCUAAUUGAAGUGCUGUCAGCAGAUGCCCUGCGUAACGCCACUUCGCUGCGCUGGCUGAACCUAAACCGCAACAAAAUCACAAGUGAGGGAGUGGAAGAAGGUGUCCUGACUGCAAUGCCUCACCUGGCACACCUCUACAUGGAUGAAAACCUCUUGUCUUCAGUGCCAUCUCCCCUGCCAGCAAGCCUGGAGCAUCUACGUCUCUCUCGCAAUCGCAUCUCCAAGAUCCCUGCUGGUGUCUUCAUUGGUCUUGAUAAGCUUAACCUCUUGGACCUCCAGGGUAACAAGCUGAUGGAUGAUGCUGUGACUGAGGUGAGCCUGAAGGGUCUAAACAACCUGGUACAAAUCAAUCUAGCAAAGAACCAGCUGAGUAACAUGCCUCUUGGCUUACCACCCACCACCACCCAGCUUUUCCUUGAUGGCAACAACAUUGAGAAGAUCCCAGCUGGCUAUUUCAAAGGUUUGCCAAAAGUGGCAUUUCUGAGGCUCAACCACAACAAGCUUGGCAGUAGUGGAGUUCCCAAAAAUGUGUUUAAUGUCUCCAGCAUUUUGGACUUGCAGCUGUCCCACAACCAGCUGACUGAGGUUCCCCUCAUUCCCUCAGGCCUUGAGCACCUUCACCUCGACCACAACAAUAUCAAAAGUGUAAGCGGCUCCAGUGUCUGUCCUGUCGCUGUCGACACUGUGGACGACUCCGUCAAUGACAGCGUUCCUCGUCUGCGCUACCUCAGACUUGAUGGCAAUGACAUUAAGCCACCAAUUCCCAGGGAUGUAAUUCUGUGCUUCCGUCUCCUGAGGUCCAUUGUCAUCUGAAGAAAAAAAAAUCCUCAGCAUGUUCUAAGCUAAUUCUGAUUUCGGAAAACUAAUGACUCAGUAAUGUCGACACUUCGCUGAUAAAUGAGAUCUGUGAAUGUAUGCAACAAAAAAUGGUGACGUGUAAUAUUUGCAUGUUUGUAAUAUUUGAUGCUAGUUGGGAUCAACUUGAUUUAUUGCUGUGACUUAGGGAAAAGUUAAUUCCAGUUCCAGAAAACAUGGAUUUUUCAGUGGAAUUUUAACAAAAUCUAAAACAAAGUACAAAUUGACAAGGAACUGGUGGGUAAGAAGCUUUGGUGAGGAUGCAAUCUGUUGACCACUAGUUGUGCCUUAUGUUGACGUAAACAUCUGCAUGUACAAGUCAGACUGAAAAUCUGAUUAGAAUUUAGCAUGACAGUGAUUUAGACGGAUAACAUGUAUUAAUGGCAUGUGGAGAACUUUGCGGACUCAUUGUCAUUAUGCUUCUUUGAGCAGGAGGCAGAGCUUAUCAAUGUGUAGAAAAAAUAUCACUUUUAAUUUUUUUUUUCUAUUGUUUCAGGUAAACCUUUGCUUUAUAUUUGUAGACUUGAAGCCAAAUUUAUGGUCUUGUGUUCUAGGUUUGUGGUCUUACUUACUUUUUUUAAAUUACUCUAUUCCACAAAUAAGCAUAUUUACUGUAGGUAAUUUAUUUUUAUUUAAUAUUGGAGAAAAAUGAGCAGAAACCUGACAGUCCUGUGAAUAUUCAUGGCCAAUAUUCCUUGAUGUUUUGUAUACAAAAGAAAUGUGAUAACUGUUUUCAAAAAAUGCCAACACACUUUUUAAUUCUGGUCAUUAUUUUUCUGAAUAA